Molecule: messenger RNA, 3296 nt
Organism: Varanus komodoensis (Komodo dragon)
Lineage: Eukaryota; Metazoa; Chordata; Lepidosauria; Squamata; Varanidae
Gene: CCNF
Product: cyclin F
Exons: 17
Coding region: 61-2394 (777 amino acids)
Biological process (GO): regulation of cyclin-dependent protein serine/threonine kinase activity; mitotic cell cycle phase transition
Cellular component (GO): cytoplasm; nucleus; cyclin-dependent protein kinase holoenzyme complex
Molecular function (GO): cyclin-dependent protein serine/threonine kinase regulator activity; protein binding
Source: RefSeq, a predicted model, not a curated record
UACUGCGAAGUGGUGCCCACGAACUCUCUUCCUUCUCUGGAGACGCGCGGGCCGGCAGGGAUGAAAGCGGGUGUGAUCCACUGUAGAUGCUCCAGAUGCUUUUUGGUUCCCUCAAAGCGAAGGCUGAGAAAGAGACCCAGAGUCCUCACACUGCUGUGUCUUCCUGAAGAUGUUCUGUUCCAUGUUCUUAAGGGGCUACCUGCUGAAGAUCUCCUUUCCCUCCGAGUUGUGCACCCUCAUCUUAAGUACCUUGUAGAUAACCAUGCUAGUGUUUGGGCGUGUGCAAGUUUUCAAGAAGUGUGGCCUUCUCCAAGCAACUUGAACAUGUUUGAAAGGGCUGCAGAAAAGGGUAACUUUGAAGCUGCUGUGAAACUUGGCAUAGCCUAUCUCUACAAUGAAGGCUUAUCAGUUGCUGAUGAGGGUCGUGCAGAAGUAAAUGGGCUGAAAGCAUCUCACUUCUUCAGCCUGACAGAGCACCUGAACACCUCUGCAGCACCCUUUGUCUGGCUUUUCAUUCGCCCACCCUGGUCUCUGAGUGGAAGCUGCUGCAAAGCUGUUGUCUAUGAAAGUCUCAAAGCAGAAUGUCAGCAGCAAAAAUCUCAGAGAGGGUCGAUUCUCUAUUGCCUGGCUAAGGUUCUAAACCUCUUUGAGGAUGAAGAAAAGAGAAAAGAAGCCCUUGAAAUGUUUGAGAUCUCCUCAAGGCAAGGUUGCCUGCACAGUGCUUACCUACUUUGGGAAAAUAACAGAAAAGCUGCUAUGUUGGACCCUGGUAGAUAUCUCCAGAGCCUCAGAAAACUCAGGGAUUACGCAGCCAAGGGCUCCUGGGAAGCCCAGAUAGCUCUAGCCAAAGCUUGUGGAAAUGGGAACCAACUUGGACUGGAAACAAAAGCCUCCAAUGAGAUGGUGUCUCAGCUCUUCCAGACCUCAGUGCCACUAAACAAGCAGAGCAUCUUCACUGUCCAGAAGGGGAUGAAUGAAACAAUGAGGUACAUUCUGAUUGAUUGGCUGGUAGAAGUGGCAACUAUGAAGGACUUCUCAAGCCUCUGUCUCCACAUGACAGUGGGAUGUGUAGAUCGAUACUUGAAAAUAAGACCUGUGCCCCGCGCACGUCUUCAGCUUUUGGGAAUUGCAUGCAUGGUUAUAUGUACACGCUUUAUCAGCAAAGAGAUUCUGACAAUACGGGAAGCUGUUUGGUUAACAGACAACACGUACAAAUAUGAAGAUCUUGUCAGAAUGAUGGGGGAGAUCAUCUCUGCCCUUGAAGGGAAGAUAAGGAUUCCAACUAUUAUAGACUAUAAAGAAGUACUACUUAACAUUAUCCCAUUGGAGAGAAGAACAGUAUACCUGUACAGCUUCAUCUGUGAACUCUCCCUCUUAAACACAGGACUGUGCAUAUACUCUCCAGCCCGUCUGGCUGCUGCAGCCUUGUUGCUAGCUAAAGUAUUGUACAAACAAGCUCAUCCUUGGACUAGCCAAUUAUCUGAAAGUACAGGAUUUUCCCUUGAAGAGCUGACUCCCUGUGUGCUGAGUCUCCAUAAGAAAUGUUUCCAUGAGGAUGUCCCAAAAGAUUAUAGGCAGGUGUCCCUUACAGCUGUGAAACAACGAUUUGAAGAUGAGCGCUAUGAAGAAAUCAGCAAGGAAGAGGUGAUGGGAUACAGUCAGCUCUGCUCACUGCUAGGAGUGAAACAGGAGGAUCUACAGCCGGACUCCUUGUAUCUGAACACGGUGGAGACCUUCCUCACAUCUCCAUCAGGAAAGAGGACGAAAAGGAGAAGAGAAGACAGUAUCCAGGAAGACAGGGGUAGCUUUGUCACAACACCUACAGCUGAACUGUCCAAUCAGGAGGAGAGUCUUUUGGAUAACUUCCUGGACUGGAGUUUGGAUUCCUGCUCUGGAUAUGAAGGAGAUCAAGAAAGUGAAGGCGAGAAGGAAGGAGAUGUCACAACCCCCAGUGGAAUUCUGGAUGUAACUGUGGUUUGUAUGGACCCUGAAGAGCAUGGCAGCUGCUGUUGUGGAGAAUCCAGCGAUGAAGAGAGCCUUGCCAAAGAGGAGUCUGAGUACAAAUUAAGGAAUUACGACCAGCAAAGUGAUGAGCAAAGGUGGCUUGUGUCCCACGCCCUGCAAGAAUCUACCACUGAUGCCAGCUCUGGCUAUUCCUCUGUCAACAGUGCUAGCCCUACUUCCACUAUCAACUGCAACUUUGGCACGUCUCCCAAAGCUACCUCAGUCCAGCUUGCAGGCCCUGCCAAGAACAAAGGCCAUGUGCAGCCUGUUCACUCAGAAUUGUGUUUGCGCUCUGCUUCUACUCGAUCUGGUAGAAGGCAAGUGAAACGGAAAAAUGUGUCAGAAUAUAAUGAAAAGGAGAGGAUGAACUUGGGCUUCUUAAGCCUGUGAUGCUCCAGUGCUGUUUACUUUAAUGCCAAGUAUCUGUGAAGCAGGCACAAACUGGCGGAGGUUUAUUGAGCCUCUGGUGGGGGCACUGCAUGUGGUUGCAGGCUAUGUUUCACAUGGUGGAUUGUGACUUGUGCAGCUCUGGUCUCCCCUAAUUUUUACUUAAGAGCUUCCCCAAAGUUUCUGUCUUCUUCCCUGUGUCUCAUCUUGUGGUGGUGGACUUUGUGGUCAGAUUGAAGUUUAAGGCACUAGCCAGCAUAACUGGCUUCCAGAACAUGGCUGUGUAAACAUGUUGUUUGGGGUGAGUGGCAGGGAGCAAAAUCAUUUCCCUGCCCCUCUCCUGUUCUGUGUUAAAUGUUUGUCCAUUGUGCCAAUAUAAUCAAGCAAUUUUCACCAGGGCCUCUUGUUUAGGUUUGCCCUAGUAUCUUUCACCUGGGCAGAAUCUGAUAGCCAUCUUAGAUAGGGACAGAACUAAUAUCUCCUUUACCUCAGCUUUAUCGAAACGUUGCCUCCUGUGAAGGUGGGGUCAAUAUUAGGGACUUCAGUGGGGUUUGGGCACUACAAAAGGCAUACCAAAAAUCUGACCAACUGGAGGGAAAAAAAUCCUUGGCCACCUCUCCAAACAUAAGUGGCCCUCCCCAUGCUUACUCCUCAUCUUUGUAGAGUGUUUCCCCAAAAGUGAAUAAAACUUAUGCUGAAUAUUUCAGUCUGGCCUUGAUCUUAAGUGUCCCAGGAGGUGGCUACCAAGACUGCCUUAUUAGUGUUGAUCCAGUUUGUUCCCCUGCCAGAAGCUUUGGUUACAUAUUAUUUGGUAUGCCAGUUAAGAUCUGCACUGCUGUUUAUUGCUUUUCUCACUCCUGAACAGCAUCUUCUAUCGUGAUUUACAAAAGAACAUAAUGUCUCUG